CAAAAGUCUGUUAAACCCUAGAAUCAGGGUUCUGAAGUUUUGGUACCUCUAAUGGCGUUCCUUCAGAACUUUGCAUUUAUAUAUACUCCCUCUAGUUUCUUUCACUCAAUCUGUAAUUUGUUAUCCAACAGAAAAUAAGUCUGCAGUCGCAGUGAAUUCUUUCGGCUUUCCAUUUUAAUUGUAUCUUUUGUUUUUCAUAUUCUUCACCAUAAGAGUUGAUUUUUCUUCAAUAAAGAAUCGAGAUGUCCCAAAAUAAGUCUCAAGCCGUCAUAAUUCAAAACCCUAGAGUAACCUGGGAAGGUUGCAGUGUCUUGCUCGACAUCAAUGAUGGCGACCGUUUGGUUUUUGCUCGUCUCUCGGCCGCUUCGACACUCAAAAUUGGGAAUAAGAACUUCUCUCUGCAGCCCCUGAUUGGCUGUCCUUUUGGUUCUUCUUUUCAAAUCGAGAUCGGAGACAAAGGGCCGUUUUUGUCUCGCUUUGUUGCCUCCAUAGAAGGCAAUAAUGCUCAGGAGAAAGAGGACUUUGAAUCACAAGAAAUAUCCAAAGAUAAUCGAGCGUUAGUUGAUAAUAAUAAAGCCCAAAGCCUAACCGGUGAAGAUAUAGAUGCAAUGAGAAGACAGGGUGCAACAGGUGAUGAAAUAGUUGAUGCUCUUAUUAAAAAUAGUGCUACAUUUGAAAAGAAAACACUUUUCUCACAGGAGAAAUAUAAGCUUAAGAAGCAGAAGAAGUAUGCACCCAAAGUUCUUUUGAGGCGCCCUGUUGCUCGAAGCAUAUGUGAGGCGUACUUCAAGAAAUACCCUGCAAGAAUUGGAUUCUUGCGAGUGGAUACAUUAUCUCUUCUGCUUUCCAUGGCUAAUGUUUCUGCAAAUUCUGAUGUUCUCGUAGUGGAUAUGGUUGGUGGCCUUCUAACUGGUGCUGUGGCAGAACGUUUAGGAGGCACUGGUUAUGUCUGCGGCACAUAUCUCGGAGGUACACCCUAUCCUAUGGAUAUAGUAAGAAUAUUUAACUUCAGUGAUGAAGUUUGUAAUAGGAUUGUACGGGCUGCUCUCACUGAGCUCUCUUUAACCCCGACCGUAACUCUUGAACAAAUUCACCAGCAGGAAAAUGAACUUAACAUGGAAUGCCUGUCAAAUCCUCAAAUGUCUUCAUCAGUCAGCAUCGAAGAAAUUUCUCCAUCUGAAAAGGAGAUCUCAGUUCCUGUACCUGAGAAUGUUGUUUCUCUUGUAAAUAAAAUGGGCAAAUCUACGAAGGCUGGAAAUAAGGCUUCUCAACAGGCCAUUGAGUUGUGGAAGGAAAAUGGUUUCUCUAGCCUAAUAAUUGCCGCACCAGAGCUGGAUAUUUGGAGCCUGCUUCAAGAUAUUUGGCCACUUCUAUCAAAUUCAGCUCCUUUUGCAAUUUAUCAUCAAUAUCUUCAGGUUGCCCCGUGUGACUCCAGCUUAAUGCCAAGCUGUAUUCUCAUGAUGCCUCUUGCAACUUGCAUGCACAACCUGCAGCUUGGGAAAAUGGCAAUUGGCUUGCAAAUUUCAGAACCUUGGUUGCGUGAAUAUCAGGUGCUUCCAUCACGAACUCAUCCAUGCAUGCAAAUGAAUGCAUUUGGUGGAUAUAUUCUUAGUGGGACUAAAAUAUGUAGCAGCUAACCCCGGCUACAAAGGAGCUAAAUUGCUCAUUUCAUGGUCAUUUGCUCGUGUUGCUUCGUCACUGGCAUGGAAAACAGAUAUCUGUGGAAUGUACACUAGCUUUCAUCUAUUUAUUUUCUGUAAACUUGCAACUGCUGCAUUUUUUUCUUGCAUGGUUGCGUUCUGGUUGACAUUCUAUUUGCUAGUUGUGGCGGUUUUCAGUUUCAACUUAUCAUAAUGUCCAGUUGCUCCAGUAUUUAUAUUUAGUUGUGCACUUGAAUUAUCCGACAAUGUACAACACAUUUUGUCUCCCCAUUUUUUCCCCUACGUCUAAGAGUUAGGACCAUGUACAAUGGAAUGAUCUGAUAAUGUUUCCUUUUUAAGAUUUUAGAAGCCACGUUAGGUCUGGUCUGGCUUUGGUUUUUAAAGUUAAUGAAAGCUCAGUUCAUGAA
Messenger RNA from Juglans regia (Persian walnut), 2068 nucleotides. Its product is annotated as tRNA (adenine(58)-N(1))-methyltransferase non-catalytic subunit trm6. The transcript is spliced from 14 exons. Gene Ontology annotation, cellular component: tRNA (m1A) methyltransferase complex; nucleus. Gene Ontology annotation, biological process: tRNA methylation. The coding region runs from base 243 to 1637 and encodes 464 amino acids. The record is from RefSeq and is a predicted model, not a curated record. Lineage: Eukaryota; Viridiplantae; Streptophyta; Magnoliopsida; Fagales; Juglandaceae.